CAUGCUGCUGCCAUGGCGACCGUCGAGUAACAACAACUUGGGCUCGACUGUUCAUUUAUCCCCGUAAACUCGUUACCGGUACAGAAUAUGGAAGGUUCGGUACUUUUACCAGUGGAGGCAGAGGCUUUUGUCGAAGGUUUAGAGAUACUUUCUCUCAAAGACGUGGGAUCGACGAGGUGGUUCAGACAACAUGAGCACAUUGAAAAACUCAACAUGCAAGCAAUACUGAGUGCUUCUGCCAUGCAUGACGAGUUCAUCAAAGACAUGCUGGUGACUUUUGCAAAGAUUCCAGUCCUGGUCCAUGAGAUGAUCCUGACUGAAGUAUGGAAGCACAGAAUAUUCCCUAUCUUAUGCCAACUGCAGGAUUUCACCCCCAAGAACACAUUUCCUCUUUACAUGGUGAUCCACUAUGAAGCCACCAUCAUUAACCUGCUAGAGACCAUCCUGUUUCAUAAGGAAUCUUGCGAGGCCGCUGAUGACGCCAUUCUCGACCUGGUGGAUUACUGCCACCGCAAGCUCAUCCCCCUGGCCGCCAACACCAGCAAAGAUGGCAACGAAACUCGUAAGACGCACAACAACGCGUCCGGCGAGGCGCUUCUGUGUUCCAAAGAGGAGUUGCAGAUUCAGGCUGCUGAGCUCGAGUUUGACAUCUCGUUGAAGGCUCUGUCUGUGCUGCGAUACAUCACUGACAACACUGACAGUAUCAGUGCCCUAAACCGCAUGCUGUGCACACACAACGUGCCGUGUCUACUGGUGCGCCUGUUGGAGAUUUGUCCAUGGAGUCGCUGCAGAUCAGGUGAGGUAGAAAAGUACAUGAACGGGAAAUGGGAGACAAUUCCAGUGGAAGACCGAGUGAAGAUGACAAAAGUGGAAGGACAGGUGUGGCUUUCACUUUACAAUCUGUUGCUGAAGGAAGACUGCCAAAGAAAAUAUGACUUCAACACUUUUAAUAAGAGUCAGCUUUUGAAGCUGCGCAGCUUCCUGACAGAAGUGUUGGUUGACCAACUUCCAAACUUGGUGGAGCUUCAGCGCUUCUUGGCUCAUCUUGCAGUGACAGAAGCUGAACCUCCAAAGAAGAGUUUUCUUCUAGAACAGGUGCCUGAAAUGUGGAACCGUAUCGUGAAGGAAAAUGCUGGCAAGUGGAAGGCAAUAGCCAAGUAUCAAGUCAAGGAAACGUUCAGCGCUUCUGAAGAGGACCUGAGACACCAAGCUCGGAGGCUGGCUCAGACGUACAAUCUGGACGUAAUGGAGAGUCUACUCCCUGACAAGCCGAAGUGUGGAUGCUGCGGAAAAGCGGCGGCCAAGAGAUGCUCUCGAUGUCAAGAGGAGUGGUACUGUCACAGAGAAUGUCAGGUGAAGCAGUGGCCCAAACACAAGAAGGCCUGCCAGGUCAUGGUCGAGGCCAACAAGAGGAUCCAGACAGACUUGUGCAAUAACAACAACCAGAAAGCCCAGACCUAAAUCCAACUGCUCAAGAACCCUGCUCAUUUGUUCACAUUUUCACAAGUACCAUAAUUACUUUAAUAAACCAGUCUUUACAUUGA
This is a messenger RNA of Entelurus aequoreus (snake pipefish), 1544 nucleotides long. RefSeq names its product zinc finger, MYND-type containing 10 (gene zmynd10). The coding region runs from base 88 to 1461 and encodes 457 amino acids. Lineage: Eukaryota; Metazoa; Chordata; Actinopteri; Syngnathiformes; Syngnathidae. The transcript is spliced from 12 exons. Gene Ontology annotation, biological process: outer dynein arm assembly; inner dynein arm assembly; motile cilium assembly. Gene Ontology annotation, cellular component: cytoplasm; centriolar satellite. The record is from RefSeq and is a predicted model, not a curated record.